AUGGAAUAAAUGGAAGCAGCCAUUAAAUCGAAUGAUACGGUGACUAAACUACUUCCAGCCCUUAAGUUAAUAACUAACUCUUUGCCAUUUCCAGAUCGUCACACUUACAUCAAAGAUCCCAGGUUAAUUAAGCUACUGUUAAUUGUUUACCCAUUGUUGCCAGAAGCAAUAGAUAUGAUUUUGGGACAGUUACUUAAUGUGUUCAAAGAGUCAGUGGAAUGGAUUAAGGGCUGUUGUAAGGCCAUUGAAGAGUACGCAGUCUUUAAAUCGAACACGAUCAGCUCGUCGAAAUUUUACUCCCUUGAAUAUUUUUAAUAAGUUCUUCAUUGUGCAGCAGAAGCGUGUUUAGAAUUGGAUGACAUCUGUUAUGGUUUUAUUAUAUUUUUGAAACAUGCAGAGUCAGAGAAGAUGGUGUUGCACAUUAUGAAUAAGAUUGAAGCCGUUAAGGAAGAGUAUGGAUAUGGAAUCAGGUCUCUUAGUUAGUUUUGUGAAUUGGUUGAAUCAACCGUUCUGCAACUGUACCAAGAAGAAAGCAAUAAAAACACUGAAGAUUAACAUUUCAGGUCAGUUGCCAUUGGAUUACAAGAGAGUCAGAACAGAAGAGGGCUGCAUCAUUAAAAUACUAUUUCAUCACCUUCAAUGAGAUCACCUGCUGUAUCCAGGUAAAGAUCUGAAUCCUUUGGAUCUCUCAAUGAUGAGAUUGUAGAUAAUCUCAACAUUGAGGAAAUCCUUAUCCAAGAAAAACCUCGAAUCCUUGAUUCUGAAUAAGCAGAAUAUUUCAAAUCCAAUGAAAGACUCUAAAAUCUGAUAUACUUCAUUACAGAUCCUUAUCUCUCAUAACCUAGUCUUAUAUUUGAUACUGAUUUACUUGCAGAACACUCAAUUGAAUUUGAUGAAAACGAUUACAAAAAAUUUAAGAAUAUCAAAAUAGAUAAAUUGUUUACAAUUAGGUCGUUUAAGACUUUGCUCUUUCUAACAGAUGUGCAUAAUCACAAAUUGUUAACAGAAGCCAACAAUCAUCUCACCUAAAUCAUCUGUAAAUUUAAUUAAAAUAUGGUAGUUCGAUCAAUCUCAGGGUUUCUUCAGAACAAUUAAUCUAUUGGUAACAUCACUCAUGUUGUGGCCCUUAUUUAAUUUUAUCUAAAGAAUGACACUAAAGAUACGAUAUAUUACUUUCUAUAUUGCAAUCUUCACUUCUAGUUCUUAGAUUAUAUAUAUAAUUCACAUGUCAUUGACAUUUUGAUCAGAUUCAUUGAUCCAACCUACAGCAGAAUCCCCUCCUAAUUAAAGGAUGAAAUUUGGCAUUUCUUGAAUAGCCAAGGCUUCAUCUCAUACAUCAUUGGCCGCAUUAUUAACAAGGAGUACUUGGGUGUGAAUCGAAAAGAAUUUCAUAUUUCAAAAGAAGGAUAUAACAUUCUCAAACGUAUCUAUGACCAAAAGGUUAUUAAUGAUGAAAAUACAUCAGAGCAGCAUACUUAUAAUUUGAGUUCUAAUUUAGAUCAACAUCUGGGUCCAUUGAUGCCUGCAAAAACUAUUUAAUAAAAUUUAAUUAAAAAGAAAAGAGUCUUGCAUGCAGCUUAAACUUAAAUUUAUACGAGGAGACAUUCAGGAACAGCCAUGACUGGAAAAUUCAAUAAGAUUAUACUCGUUGAAAAUAUACAUCUCUCAGAGUUAAAUGGAAACCAAUAGGAUAUCGAUAGGUUUAAAGAUGUUAUUUAGUUUUACCAUAAUAAUCAACUUGAAAAUGAAGAUGCAAUCACUCCUAAUCAGGUUACAACUAAAUUAGGUAGUGAGAAGAGCAUACCCAAAUAAACUCAUAGAAGUGUAUAAAGUGAUCAGUUCUUCAAAUCAGAUUUCUUAAAUAAUCAGGCAGAUACUAAACCAGUCGAUAUUAAAUCAUUUUUAAGUGAAAAUAAAUCAGUUGAUACAAAAUUACCAUCGCUCAGAUCAAGUACAAAAAUUAGUGGCGGUAGUGUACAUACAAGCAGAGUUAUAAGACAAUCCUCAAAAUAAGGAUAGGAAUUAGUUUUUAAGAAGAAGUCAUUAAAAAUAGACAAUAUUGAAGAGAUUUCUAAUAAUUUUAAAAAACUUAACAAUCCUAUUUCAUCCCCUACUUCUGCUUCAAGAUGCCACAAGUUUUAUCCAAAUAGUGAUAUCAGUGUUGUUGACCAUAUAAUGAGAGAAGAGUAUUAAGAAUAUAUACAAUAUAAUAAUGAAUUCAUUUCUUAUUAAAAUAGUCAACUAUUAAAUUUGAUUGUUAACACAUUUGAAUGUUUAAGUUAUAAAUUUUAGGCCUAAAAUGAUUGCUUUACACAAAUAAUUGAUGAGAAACUGUUUAACUUUGAAAAACUAAUUAAACAUUACACUUUAAAAAUCUUAGAACCUGAAAAUGGUAGUGCUUAUGAAGUGGGAUUCUUGAUAAUCAAUGUACUUAAGAAGUUAUCUAAUUGCAAUAGUCUUUAGGAACAAUGCAAUAAGAUUUAUAGAAAUCAAAUUCCAAGAUUAUGCAGGAACAUUUCUUUAUUAAAUAAAUAAUAGCAAUUUCCAUAGUAAUUACAUUUACAAUCAUAUUCAGUAAAUGUCAUAGGAACCUAGAAAUUAAUGAUAUAUGAGAUUUUAUAGCUUAUGGUUUGCAAUGUUAGAAUAAAAUAUUCAAACAUCUUUAUUAAAUUGAAUGAUGCUGCUAUGCACAUAUUAACUAUUUAAUUCCAUACUAGUUUUCAUAAUGGAGUAUAUUAACGAAUCUUCAUGACGUUAGUUAGACAUUUAUUUGUUUAUGCUUCUGAGAAAUAAUUGCUGAGUUUGGUUUUCAAAGUGAAUCUUAUUGAGUCAAUCCAUGCUGCUUAUAAAAAUACUGUAAUCAAUAGAGUCGUAAUUAAAGAGUGGAAUACAGAACAAUAUAUACUUUAUUUGCAGCAACUAAGCUAAUUGAUAAUUAAUGCUUUUGAUUUGAGAGAGGACUUAAAACAACUGAGAUAAUCUUUAAUUAGAUUAUAAUCUUAUUAAAAGUUAAAAGAGCUAUCCUCCAUAUCCUAAUUUAAAUUUGACGUUAAUCAAUACACCAGAGAACUCAUAGGCGCAGAAUAACAAUUAGUUAAAAUUAAAUUAUGA
This is a messenger RNA of Paramecium tetraurelia, 3111 nucleotides long. RefSeq lists its product as uncharacterized. The transcript is spliced from 5 exons. The record is from RefSeq and is a predicted model, not a curated record. Lineage: Eukaryota; Ciliophora; Oligohymenophorea; Peniculida; Parameciidae.